GUAACAUCUACAAAUUUUACAAAAAAAAAAAUCUCCCAUAAAUAAGUGACUAUAGAGCGCCAUCAUCCAAAACGAGCGUUUGUGCCAUCACUAGCUGCUCUAAAGAAUUGAAUUCAACGUUUUUAUUAUUUGUGGUUUUUUCUUUGUUGCUGUUAACGUUAAAAGUUUCAAUUUGCCUGAGCCAUGGAGCCGAUGACUCUGGGAAGCCCUGCGAACAGCCCCGGAUCCAACCAGAACCAGUACCUGCCGCCCUUCCUCAUGGGUGAUCCACAAAACAUGACGCCUCACAAGAACACGCUCUCCCCGAAGCCGGGACGCUAUAACGUGAGUUUCGCCACAUCACCUGGUGGCAGCAACUCCCAAGACUUCAACCGAUCCACCUACAAUAACCGUACUCUUUUCGGGUCCGGCGGAGGUCCAAAUGCUUCUGCUGCUGCUGUCAGUAGCAAUACUUCCUUGGCUGCUGCUAGCCAUGCCCACACUCACGGCCAUCAGGCGGGGCCGCCAACCCAGGGUCUGUUCGAUUCCCUGCGCGAGAACACUGCUUCCACGCCACAGCGCAAUCACUUGAGUCUGCUGAACCUGCAGUCACCCAACCAGAGUAUGGGACCAAAUCAGAGCUAUCAGAGUUAUCAGGCCAACGACUCGUUCGCGCCCGGUGCUCCCAAUGCCGUCAGCGCCUCUAUGAGGGCGCUAUACUCCCCGCUGGGAGCCACUGCCUCGCCAGGACCAGGAUUAGUUGCCACUCCAGGACCCACAGGAGCUGACCUAGCAGCUGCCUUCUGGGUAACCAUCUUUGGCUUUGCACCGGGUGCAAGCUCCAUGGUCCUGCAGCACUUCACACUAUGUGGCACCAUUGUGGACGUUGUCUACGCUCCCCAGAACGGCAACUGGAUGCAUGUACGCUUUUCCUCGCGCAUCGAGAGCGACAAGGCGCUCAACUACAAUCACAAGGUGAUAGCCGGAAACGUUAUGGUGGGCGUUACACGCUGUUCAGAUCGCUCGGUGAUCGACAAGGAGAACAGCAGUUCGUUUGCCAAUUCGGAACCCAUAUCUGGUGCUCCCAGCACACCCAAAAUUCGUCCGUUUGCCCAACAGGGCUACAAAAUAGCCCAAAAUGAGAGCACCAUUUCGCCGUCAAGAGAUGUGCCCCAGAAGAGUUCCGGUAUAAUGGACAAGGCCAUGGGCCUCAUUUUCGGUUGGUGAUUGAAUGCAACUCAGGCUUUUUCCGGCUACUUAUUUAAUAAUCACUGCGUACAUCCUAUCCAGCAUUCAUACAUUACUUAUUAAAAAAAGAUUCAAUAGCAAAAA
Messenger RNA from Drosophila bipectinata, 1311 nucleotides. RefSeq names its product Nucleoporin 35kDa (gene Nup35). Gene Ontology annotation, cellular component: nuclear membrane; nuclear pore nuclear basket; nuclear pore central transport channel. NCBI's taxonomy places the organism in Eukaryota, Metazoa, Arthropoda, Insecta, Diptera, Drosophilidae. The record is from RefSeq and is a predicted model, not a curated record. Gene Ontology annotation, biological process: nuclear pore organization; NLS-bearing protein import into nucleus. Gene Ontology annotation, molecular function: structural constituent of nuclear pore; nucleic acid binding; phospholipid binding.